CCAGAAUCAAUUCAUUUCCUUGCCUGUUCUUCUUCUUUCCAUAUCUGCGUUGUUGACGGUUUGAGACAGAUUUCCCAUAUCUUCUUCCAGCUGUUGUCUAUUGGAUAUUCCCUUGAGGUGAGAGCUGAUUUCCAGAUUGCGCUCUUGUGGAUUUUGCUGAGUACUAUUGCAAAGCUGCUCUCAACAUUUAAUCCAUCCCAAAAAAAAAUAAUUAUUAAGUCCUUAUUAACUCACAGUUGGGUUGGAUUAGUAAAUUUGAUGUAAGUUGUUCUUUUGUUUGUGAUUUUACGGUUUCUAUUUUGUAGAGUUACAUUGUCGAUUAGAACUUAUUUGUUUAGGUGGAAGAUAAAUUUUUGUUGGAAAGAUUACUGUGCGGGAGGGUAUUUUUGGCCACGAGAUUGUGUUUUGAAUUAUGUGAUAAUUUCCUUCUCUGUUUCUUGUUAUAUUAUGUCUUCCUUUGUAAAGAAACAUCUUGUCCGUUCAAUGGAACGAGCAGACUCUGAUACCACUCGCAACAUCCAAACUUUGUUUCUGAUCAAGAUAUUAUCUGUUUUCUGCUCUAAUAUUGUACGACUUUGUUUUUUUUUUUUUUUGCAUUAUGGUAACUUCCCGAGAGGUCACCCAUGUACAUGCACUGCUUCGUCUUGAAUACGCUUAACUUCAGAGCUUUUACAAAAAUUAAUCCAUUGCACCCGAAAAUGUGUCUAUUCAGUUUAGAUUGAAUCGCUUUUAUAACUCAUGGAUAUUGUUUGUGCCCAAAUACCUUUGAAGCCCAACUCUUUGUACGCCUUCGCCUUACUGGUCACACCUUAGGCUCCUCACCUUGGAGCCUGAUCUUCUGAGCGCCCGAGUCAUGCUUAACGCUCCGCAGGCGCCUUGCCUUGAAGCCCGCUCCUUGGUGCGCAUUGGUCCUACUAGUCAAUCCUUAGAUGUCUGGCCUACACACACGCACUGAGGGGGACGCCUGGGCCCAUUAAUCCUCAUACGCUCAAGUUAGUUCCAAUUCUAGAGAGAGAAGUAUGAAACUAUAGGUUUUAGUGAGAGAGUCCAACCUGCAUAAAUGUUACCUACCGACACUAUUUAUACUCACCCAACCCUGGACCGGGCUUAUUCCACUCAGCUCCACGUCAGCAUCGCUUUUAAUGCUCCGUACUUUUGUCAGACCGGGCGCCCCCGACCAACAUGUCAGACUUUUAACAAAUGCAAGGCGCCCAGACCGUACCAUCUUGGAGCCUUCCGAGUUUUAUCUCCUAACUUCCCUCAUCUUACUUGGGCUUGGCCUUGCGGGCCAACCCGUAGGCUUGCCCCAUGGAGUAACCCUCCUCUUCCUCAUUGGGUCGUAUUGGGCUUUCACUUGGACCUCUCUUUGUAACACCCCCAACAGAUCUCACCCUUACUUUUUUAACUCGUGAAAUCGUCUCGUACAGAUCGAUUGACAGUAAAAAUCUUCUACUGAAUCUAAACCCCUUGGUUAAUUUUAGGGAUAUGAACACUUAAAACUAUGAUUAACUACAUCAUAAAGUACCUCUCCCCCAAUACCUCUCUAAAACCUUUCGCCCGCGGCAGAGAGAGCAUCUUCCUUACGCUAUGUUAGGCAGCCGUGUAUUAUCCUCUGUUCUGAAGAGGAACAAACAGACGAUCGGCAGCACAAUCUCCAGUAUCGGACGGACGCCGCCGCAAUUCAGCCGGCAGCAUUUCAAAGAACUUCCGACCUCUCCGUCGAGGCCCUUCUUCCACGCAUUUCGAUCUCUUCCGAAGGGUGGUCAUAAUGCGGGUUCCAUUAGAAAUUCUUCGACUGUGGCAUCAGUUAGUUUGGAGAGUAAGGAAGGAGUGAAGCUGCUGGUUACAGCAGGACCUCGCGCUCAGAAGAUGGUGGGGAUUUGGCUCUUUGGCUCGGCUGCCUGGGUUUUCAGCAUGGUGAUACUUGGCGGUGUCACUCGACUUACCCGUUCUGGUCUUUCCAUGACUGAUUGGAAGUUCACCGGUCAGCUCCCUCCUCUUUCCGACGAAGAAUGGUCUAAAGAGUUCGAGAAAUAUAAGCAAUCCCCCGAGUACAAACGUGUCAACAAAGGGAUGAGCCUUGAUGAUUUCAAAUUUAUUUAUUGGAUGGAAUAUGGUCAUCGAAUGUGGGGAAGGGCACUUGGUCUGAUGUUUGCUGUCCCAUUUUCAUAUUUCAUGCGUAAGGGAUAUAUAACAGUGCAACUGGGACUGAGACUCUCUGGUCUAUUUGCCCUUGGUGCUGGGCAGGGUAUGAUUGGUUGGUGGAUGGUCAAAAGUGGUUUGGAGGAACCAGCAUCAGAAUAUGCAGAGCCUAGAGUUAGUCCUUACCGUCUAGCGGCGCAUCUCACUUCAGCAUUUGCUAUCUAUACCGGCCUUUUCUGGACUGCACUUUCUGUUGUGAUGCCUGAACCGCCUGCAGAAUCCGUUACUUGGGUCCGGGGGGCAGCAAAAGUUAAGAGACUUGCCCUUCCUGUGAGCCUUAUUGUUGGUGUCACUGCCGUAUCAGGAGCAUUUGUAGCUGGCAAUGAUGCUGGACGGGCAUAUAACACUUUCCCCAAAAUGGGUGAAACCUGGAUUCCUGAUGGCAUAUUCGAGAUGAAGCCAUUAAUUCGAAACUUCUUUGAGAACACAGCAACAGUGCAGCUCGACCAUCGCAUCCUUGCCACAACAACUCUAGCUUCAAUAGGUGCUUUGUGGUGGUUCACAAGAAAAAUAGAUCUACACCCUGCAGUGCGAACUUUGAUUGGCAGCACUGUGGGCAUGACUUUACUUCAGGUAAGCUUGGGUAUAUCGACGCUUCUAUCAUAAGUACCUGUUUCUCUUGGAACCGCACAUCAAGCUGGGGCAUUGACGCUUCUAACACUGAUGAUGCUGCUCAAUCACACGGUGCGGAAGCCUUCUUUGCCCCUCCUCAAAUCACUGCCUCAAGUGGCCAAGCCACUUUAUUGAUACAGCAUUUGAUGGGUUGUAGUGGUGGAUAUAUGUAGAUCCUUAGGUACACAAAACACAGUAUUGUCAUGUGAUUUUGACUUAGUGGUGUAGUGGAACUUUCUUUGAACCUUUGGUUUACCAAAGAGCUACACAUUGACGGCCAGAUUCCUUGGCCUGUUUCUUUUUGGCUUAUUUUGCAAUUUGAAGAAUGUACUAACUAUGCAGUAUCACAAUGAGUAUAACAAUACAGAUUGAAUCAAGUCCUUAAGCUCCUGAGCUCAGCAUUUCCCUUUCUCAAUCUCUAGAUCAAUCUUAUUUGACCAGAAUUGAUUCGGCCAGCUUGUCCAAUUGAACCAGGGUUUGAUCAGUUCUGCUAAAAAUUUACAAUAGAACCACUAAAAUGUUUUGUUUGCAUAGACAGCAGUUUCCGACAGCAGCAAAGAGAAGUAAAUUCUAAAACCAGUAGUAAAGAUUACAUCAGAUU
Linum trigynum is the source of this 3415-nucleotide messenger RNA. The record is from the annotation of a GenBank genome assembly. Lineage: Eukaryota; Viridiplantae; Streptophyta; Magnoliopsida; Malpighiales; Linaceae.